AAAAGGAAGCGACUGAAGCAGCUGUACCAUUGUGUGUCACGCGUCCAAUGCAAGUCCUCGUUUGCUGGUUUUCUACGUUCAUUGACGGGGGAUGAACUCCUGAGGAGCGAAUGAAGAAACAAAUUUUGCUUUUAUUCACAUUCAGAGGACUAGUGAGUAAAGGUAAAAAGGGCAAAAAGAGAAAAUGGCCAAUUUUAUAUUACGGAAAGCCGAACCCAACGAUGUACCCGAUAUCCUGCGACUCAUAAAGGAACUUGCUAAAUUUGAGGAGAUGGAGGAGAAGGUGUUGUUGACUGAGAAAGAAUUACUUGAAGACGGCUUUGGGGAUCAUCCGUUCUACCACUGCCUUGUUGCGGAAGUCCCAAAAGAGCAGAGCUCCGAAGGUUACACAGUGAUAGCCUUUGCCAUGUACUACUUCACAUAUGACCCUUGGAUUGGAAAACUCCUCUACCUUGAGGACUUCUAUGUAAUGCAGGAGUGUCGUGGUCUUGGCAUUGGUUCAAAAAUCCUGAAGGUCCUGAGUGAGACGGCAGUAAAGACUCGCUGUAGUGGCAUGCACUUCAUCGUGGCAGAAAACAACACAAAGUCCAUCGAGUUUUACAAGCGUAGAGGGGCAGCUGAUCUUUCCUCUGAGGAAGGCUGGCGUCUGUUUGAGAUUGAAAAGGAGGACCUGCUUAAAAUGACUUCCAAAUAAAGUUUACUGUUUCUGUGCUCGUACUGUUGAUGAUAGCUACAUUAUGUUUACUUGGUCAGUGAUUGGACAGUCUUCAGAACUGCGUACCUUUAAUAAUGAAAUGGCUUUCAAAUAAUCUGAUAUUUAGAAAGACCCCUAAUGAUGAAAGAUGAACACUGACGUUUAGGAAUUAUGAUGCUAACACUGCUUCUGUAUUGUGUUUCAUUUCAAUCAUAUUAACGUGUUGUUAUUAAACUCUUAUUAAAAAGUUGAGAAAAAGCA
Molecule: messenger RNA, 955 nt
Organism: Notolabrus celidotus (New Zealand spotty)
Lineage: Eukaryota; Metazoa; Chordata; Actinopteri; Labriformes; Labridae
Product: diamine acetyltransferase 1-like
Exons: 6
Coding region: 185-694 (169 amino acids)
Molecular function (GO): N-acetyltransferase activity
Source: RefSeq, a predicted model, not a curated record